AUGGCCAGUAGACAAUUUUACUCAAUGUUUGGUAAAAAGAAGAAAGAAGCAAAAACUCCGAAAAAUGGACCGACCGCCGAACGGUACAACUUAAAAUAUCUUUAUUGGUGUUUUUAAAAGCGCAGAUGGAAUUUUUUUAAAGGAAUCGAAGCAAAGAGUCGGUUGAAGAGUAGCAAGACUUUUGCGCUUUCAAAAGGAUCUUGAAAGACCCGAAAAUAACUGAAAAAUAAUUUUUUGAGUACGCCAAUAAGGAGAAAAAGCGGCGUAAAGUUACCGGAGAGUAUCGUCAAAGAAGCCGAAGUGAAAGAAGGACCCGUCGAGGAUUUCGAAUGGAAAACUGAGCGGAAACCCCAGAAGCGGAAAAGGUAAAUAAAAAAAGGACAAAAAUUAUGGAGUCAAUUUUAUUCAGAAUGUCGGUGUCGAAAGACGAGUUUGAUGUUUUGCCAAUUUGCGGGGUCAGCGUGAAGGUUCCGAAAGGCUUGAAACCCUAUCCGACGCAGAAAUUGAUGAUGGUCCGGAUUUUGAUGGCCCUGAAAAAUAAGCUGAAUGUGUUGGCCGAGAGCCCAACUGGGAGCGGUAAUGUAUUAGAGGAGAAAUAACUUGAAAAUCUACAAGUUUCAGGGAAAACCAUGGCUUUAUUGGCGUCUACUACAGCUUGGCUCCAUAAUUAUUACAAUGAGAGGAGAGAAGUUCAAUUGAAGUGUCCUGUACAUGGAAUGAAGCAGGGUACAGUUUAGUCUGAUCAGAUUUUGAAUUUUGAUGACGCCAUUCGAAAACGCUUCCUGGAGGGCUCGCUUUCUGAUUGAUUUAUCGCGUAAUUAGGGGCGGAGCUUGAGCGACGACUUGAAAUUUGAAAUCUCAACAGACUGUCACAAAUAGGAAAAUUGAAUUUUUAGGAGCAAAAAGGAAUUUUUACUUAAAAUUGAGAUGUUAACAGUUUCUUUGUUAUUGAAGCAGGGUAAAAGGAUUUUUUUUUUCGAUUCAAGUUAUUUUUUUUUAGUUUUUUUUUCUAUUCCAAAGAAUUUGAAUUUUUUAAAAACUUUAACAGGCGAUAACUAUUUUGAACAGCGUGACCAAAAAACAAAAUUGCGAACACAAAAAAGUACCGUAUCUCAAAUCUUUUUACAGUAACCCAAGAUGGUAUGUACUGAAACAAUUCGUAAAAUUGCAUUCCCUAUCGAUUAAUAUACAACUUGCCUAGAAAAAACUCGUUAAAUACACAGGUGACCACCCACCUACCGUAAUCCGGCUACGGUUGAAGGAAAUGGCUGAAAAAGUUGUGUCCGCAAUUCUGACGUCAUAUGAUAACACUGAUUGAAAAUCAAAAAAUAUAAUUUUUCUCUUUGAUUUUUGAUUAUUAUAGAGACAGAGUGUUAAUUAAAUGGCAGUUCACUUUUUUUCUUCUUUUUAGAAUCAGAACUUCCUUCUAGUCUUCUCGUUGAAAACGUCAAGAAAGAAGAAAUAUACGUGAAGGAAGAAAUCCUUGAAGAUUCUGACCAAAAAACCCUCGGUGAGUCGAAAAAUUAUCAAAUAAAUCAAUUUUUUCAGCCGAGUUGGAAUGGGAGAACGAUUUUCAAGUGAUACGGAAGAUGGUGAUUUGAAAAUAAUCUUAAAAUAAUAAAUAUUUAUUUUCAGGGAAUCCAAGAACCAGUAGAAGAAUUGAACGGAGAAGACGAAAAUCUCGAAAAAGAGCCUGUGAAAAAUCCGGCUUGUAUUUGUUUGCCGUGGGAUUGAUCUCUUCCCUUUUUUGGAAAGAUUUAUUUUUUUCAGGAGAGUUCGAAUUUAUUACGGGACCAGAACUCAUAAGCAAAUCGCCCAAGUUGUGGCUGAAUUUUCACGGUUACCGUAUGCCAAUGAUAUUAAGUGAGUUCAUCGGAAUGAUUUAUCAAUUAAAAAUAUUUUUUUGUUUUCUUGUCUAAUAUUGUUCAAAAAUGUCAGUAAUUUCGUAUUGAUCCUCAUUUUUCUUGAUCUUUAAAAGACUUCUAUGAAAAGCCUUGAAAAAUUUUAUUUUUAGCUUUUUUUUUCAACAUUUUUCGUGUCUUUUCGUUCGAUUUUUUCCCUGUCCCGUAGAGAAAGUUUAUCGGAUUGAUUUUCUGAUUAAAAUAUUUUUUUUUGUGCUUUUCUUGUCUAAUAUUGUUCAAAAAUGUCAGUAUUUCUCAUUGAUCCUUAUAUUUUCUCCUAUCUUCAAAAAGGCUUUCAUGGAAAUUAUUGAAAAAAAUCUCAAUUUUAGCAAUUUUUUUGUCAACUUUUUUUCUUGUCUUUUUCGUUCGAUUUUUUUCCUUUAUCGGAAUUAUUUUUCUGAUUGAUUAUAGUUUUCUGCACGUUUUUCUUGUUACAUAUUCUUCAAAAUUGUCAGUAGUUUUUGUAUUGAUCCUCAUUUUUCUCUUAAAUUCAAAAAGACCUUCAUGAAAAAAAUCUUGAAAAAUAAUGUUUUUAUCCCUUUUCCUAAAAUUUUUCGCCUCUUUUCGCUCGAAUCUUUUCCUUUUCCUUUUUUAAAAAAGUUCAGGAACCUUUCAGAACUUUCAGUAUUCUUUUGGCCUUUGUCCAUCCUUAUUUAUUUCUAUUUUUUUAUUUUUUUCCUAACAUUGAAAAAUUUUUUUCUUGGUUUGAAAAUCGAAAUUGAAGUUUCUUCGUUGUGGUCCUCAUAUUUUUCUCAUCUUCAAAAGACUUUCCUGGAAAUUAUUGAAAUAUCAUAAUUUCAGCAUUUUUUUAUAAUCAUUUUUUUCGAUAAGGAAAAAAAGUUCAAAAUUCGUGUAGGCUUUCAUAUUUUUCUCCGCCCUUAUUAAUCUAAUUUUUAUUAAUUUUUUUCCUUCUUGUUGAAGGAAAAUAGUAUUUUUUUGAUUUAAGAAAUUAGAAAUCAAGCAGUUUUCUCAACUGAUCCUCAUAUUUUUUUCAAUCUUCAAAGGGCUUCCAUGGAAAACUACAUGAAAUAUUUUCUUAGCAUUUUUUCAAAGACUUUCCGCUUUUUUUUGUUCGAUUUGUUCCGCUUUCCCGACUUUAAAACAUUUGAAAACCUUGCAGAACUAUUAGUAGACUUUUAUUGAUUUAUAUAAUCUUCGAGAGUUUUCUACGCUCUUUUCCUUGAGAAAAAAACGUUUCCCGGCAUUUCGGCCUCUUUUUUUUCAUUUCUUUAUUUGCUUCCUGUUUGGUUGAAUUUUAUUUUUUGAAACUUUAAAUAAAGCUAUGUUUUCUUCUUUUCAAAAUCCCAUUUUGUUAUUUUCUAGGCACACGAUUCUGGCGAGUCGCGAGCAAUCCUGUAUCAAUCCGGUGGCUAGAAAAUCUUUCGACAUUUCUCAAUAUUGCAAAGAUAUCAAUUCACAAGAUGGGGUUUCAGAAACUAUUCAAAUCUGUUAAAAAUCUAUCUAUUUUCAGAUAGGAUGCAACUUUAAGGUGGCCAUGAAGCCGCGGUUUGAAAAGGCGUCCAUGUUGAGAGCUCAUAUCCGAAUGAAUGUAGUUUUAUCGAUUUCCUAUUUGAAAAUAGAAGAAAAUAAUUUAGGGCAGCAACGUUUUUGAUAUUGAAGAAUUGGUGGAAACCUUGUCGAUCUCUAGACCGGCCCUGUGUCCGUAUUUCUGCUCGACGAGAGUUUUGACCCAAGAUGCUGACUUGAUUUUUUGUCCCUUCAGUUAUCUUGUUGGUGGGUUUCGUGUACAAAAAAAAAAGAUUUGUUAGAAAUUCUUGUGAAUUUUAGAGUGGCUCCUAUGGGGUUUCGAAGGAAAAACAGCCACUAUAAGGAUCGAAAAAGUGAUCCCUAUAGGGGUGAAAUCAAGGUGGUUGCUAUAGGGUUUUAACUAGUAAGGUCUGACCCCUUAGCUCCUAAAGUUUGAGUGGUCCCUAUAGGGCUUUUUUUAAUUUUAUUCGAAAAAAAGGUUAUUUUUUUAUAGUUUUUUUGCAUUGAAAUGCCUCUUCGCAUAGUGUUAUUUCAUCGACUAGCAUGUCCCCUAUAGAAACCACUUAGACAAGCUUUUAGUUUGAAAGUUUUUCCUACAUCCUUUUUGAAAAAAAGAAUAUAUAUAAAAUCAAAUAAAAUGAAAGAAAUGAAAUAAUAACUUUUUUUGUCCAACGACAAAAUUAUAUAGAAACUUUUUUUGAAUUCCUAAAAAAAUUGAAGAAAAUAACUAUUUGUUUCAUUACUAAAUUUAAAGAAAGUAUAACCGCUUUUUUUCAAAAAUAUUUUUUUGGAAUUCUGUUUAACCGACGCUUUCCUGUGAAAAAAAUUGUUGAAAAUUUUCGAAUUAGCUAUGAAAAAAACUUUCCGUUAUAUAGAAGCCCUUUCCUUAUGAACUUCUCCUUUCUUAUCGUUCAAAAAAACUUAAUUGAAAAAUAAAAAAAAGAUAAAAAAAGGAAUAAAUCAUAAUGUAAGGUGUCUUUCAAACAAAUUCACUUUAAGUUUUUUUUUUCUGAACGUGAAAUAGGAAAAUUCCUUAUCAAAACGUUAUACAACGUGGGAAAGUAAAGGCCGUGGGAAGGUUUUGCGUCAAUUUUCGAUCUGUUUUAAAAAAAAAACUGUUUAUUGCAUCUUCAAUGUGAGAGUACAUGUGCAAUCGACUUUCAUUGAUUUAUGGACCGUCUAGCUCAGACCACUUUUCGAUCAGUCUCCUCAAAAAACUUUCCAACAAAAAGGGAAAUUUCAGACCCGAUAAUCCGAGCUUCUUCCGAUGUUCACGUCAAAAACUCGAUAAUCAUUUUGGACGAGGCCCACAAUAUUGAGGAUACUUGUCGCGAUGCCGCCAGCUUUUCCUUCACCGAGAAGGAAAUUGACGACUGCUUGACUUCCUUGAGAACUAAACGUAUUGAAAAGAUGAAAAAAAAAGAAGUUAAUAGAAGGAAUUUUUCAGAAAAUGAACUGACAGGUGAGAUAGACAUAGCAAAUUCCGGAUUCAUGUCCAAUUCUGAGCGAGAAAACAGAGAAAAAGUCGAUCAGUAUCACGAAAUUCGAUCGAAUCUCAUUUUGGUUCAGUUUAUUGAGAGAAUUUUCAUGAAUAAUAUGAAUUUUCAGCUCGAAAAUCUCAUGAGCCAUGUCUCUCGUUGGUUCCGCUACAUGGCUGAAACGGCAAAGACAAAACCGAUGGGAAGAGAUGGAAAGAAGACGAACACGAUGUAAGGUGUAGAUAUUGGUAGAUUUUUUAGUGGCCUCUUGAGGGUUUAGAAGUUUUAGUGGUCAUUCAAGUGUCUAAAUUGAGUGACCUCUUUAGGACCCUGAAAAACUGAUGUAGUUCCCACUAAAAGGUGAAUGAGUGGUGUCUAAAGAGAUGGUUUUAGUGGCCACUUCAGGGUUUAGAAGUUUUAGUGGCCAUUUAAGUUAAUACAAGUUAGUGACCUUUUUAGUGAACCAAAUGGUACUACUAGAGCCCUAAAAAACUAAUAUAGUGGCCACUAUGACGCAGAAUAGAGGUUUAGGGGCGAUUUGGCGGUUUUGACGUUUUAGUGGUCCAUGUAGUAGUCGGAUUAGUGGCCACUCAAGUGACCAAAAUUUAGUGGCUUCUUCAGAAGUCUGAAAGGUACUAUUUGACCAUUGAAAACUACUAUAGUGGUCACUAAGGCACCAAAUAAUGGCUUCUAUAGAGCUGGUUAUAGAGGUCACUUGAGGGUUUCGGUGUUUUAGUGGCUUCUAUUAGUUAAUAUAGUGGCCUCUUAAGUGGCUAAAAUUUAAUGGCCUUUUUAGGAAUCUAAGUGGUACUACUAGACUCCAAAAAACUACUGUAGGGGUCACUAAGGCGCAGAAUAGUGACUCCUAUAGAGGCGGUACUAGUGGCCACUCUAGUAGUCGAAAUAGUGGCCCUUUCAAUCACUAAAGUUUAGUUACCUCUUUAGGAGUCGAAGAGGUACUAAUAGAGCCCUGAAAAACUGCUUUAGUAAGGCGCAAUAUGUAUAGUGGCUUCUAUAAAGGUGGUUGUAGUAGCCACUUCAGGGUUUCGGCGUUUGAAUGGCCCCUAGAGUAGUCUAAAUAAUGACCAAUUAACUGAUUAAAAUUUAGUGGCCUUUUUAGAAGUCCAAGUAGUGGUAUUACUAGAACCCUAAAAACUGCUUUAGUACCCACUAAGACGCAAAAUAAUGGCUCCUAUAGAGGUUGUGUUUUUAGUGGCCACUUAAGUGUCCUCUCCAAGUAGCCCUUGAACCUCUUGAGGGACCACUAGAGUUUUUCGCAGUAAAGUGAAGAAGUGGUCAUUUUCAUGUUUCAGGUCCUGGGCGGACCUUCUCGCCUCCUUGACCAAUAUCGACCAAGGAAUCAAUAUUUUUACGCCGCCCGACUCGAAAGAAUACAAAGAAAUCAUUGUUCGUAUUGAUUUGAAAUCAACUUUUAUUGGUAGAAGAUAGAGGGAAAGGAAAUUAGGAUCAUUUUAAGAUUCAUGUUAUCCGCUUUUUUCAAUUUUUUUUGACUUCACUUUUCUGGUGAACAAUGAUCGCAGUAAGCUCUAAAAUGAGCUGAUUUUCCUGUAUUUCGAACAAAUUUUGCUCUAAAUAGAACUAGUUAAAAAACAUUGAUUUUUUGUUGCCUAUAAUUGAAUAUAACCAGCUAAAAACCAAAAAAAAAACUUUAAAUCAAUCGAAAAAACUUGGAAUCAAAUGACUUCUAAAAUACUAAAUUCAGUUGAAAAGAGGUCAAGAGCGGCCUACUGAGACGCCAUAAAAAUAUAUUCCCUUCUUCUCUGAUUCCUCUUUGAGCCCAAGCUUAUCUAGAAUUUCGGUUUCAUUGUGAAUCAAAGGAAAAAUUAUAACCGAAUAGUAAAAGACCCAUAAGGUUGAAAAAAAGAUUAAUGCGGACUGAAGAGACUCCAGAGAAGUAAGGCUUUUUCUAUGAGGUCGCCCUUGUCCUUGCAUUUUCGAUAUUUUUUGUCCCUAACUUCUUCUUUUUUCAAAAAAUCUUAAAAAAGAGCAUAUUUUGAUGUAGGAGGGGCCCAAAAAAUCAUAUUUCAACAUUCAGGCGGCCUAUGGCGCCGCAACAACCCAUCACGAAGGCGACAUGAUCUGGAUGGAUCAAUAUCGACCCAGCGGUGUGGCGAUAGUCUGCAUCGAAAAGUGGCUCUAUUUUCAAGACUACUUUGGCAGGGAGGAGUAUCAGACCACUUAUAGGUUUCCUCCCAAUUAUGCAAAUAUUAAUCGAAAUGAAGUCUUCAGAAUGAACAUUUGUAUCGAGGAGCAGAAAAAGCUCUUUGGAGAUUACAAUGGCGGGGGUAGGCAAUGGAGCCAAAGAGGCGCGGGGCCGAGAAACAACAAGUACACCCAAGAAACGCCUCUCCCGAUGGAUUCUCCCCUGCCCGGGGAGAAGAAGAACCCGUGGCUCGAGGAGGACGACGACGACGACGUCUGGAAUGAUUCGCGGAUGAGUCAGGCUGGAGAAGAACCGAUCGCCGCCGGGUGCAAGACCACCAUUAGUCUCUGGUGCAUGAGUCCGGCUUUGGUCCGUUUUUGAUGAUUAAUCAGUCGAUAUCAAGCAAUCAAUCAAUCAAUCAAUAUAUAGUCAUGUAGAUGUAAUCGACUAGUAUACAUGAACAAAUCAUUUUUAGAGGCCACAAACCCUACCUCCCAAGUAUUUUGAAUUGGAAGUCGCUUCCUGAGGUUAAAAAUUGUAUCAUUUGUUGCGGAAGAGCUUAAAAAUAAUUUCUACUCGGUGUUUUGGCCAAUUUUUGUAAACCUACCCCUCCUGGACAAUUUUUGCUUUAUACUCGCCCAGGUAUGACUAUUAGGCUUUGGUCAAAAUUCAAAAGUCGUAUCGAAACAUUGCCUUAAACGAACUAGAAGUCCAAGCCUGAGAUAUUAGAUUUUUCAAAACUUGAAAAAAAUUAUUUCACAUUUUGUGACGAAAUUUGGUUUAAAUUCAUUGAUUUUUUUGCCCAGAUACAAUUUUUUUCAAAGCUUUCUACUAUUCGUAAAAAAAGUUCAAAAAUUGUGGUUUAUUUUUAAAAAAACAGGGUAUCAUAACGCCCUUUUUUUCAAGUCAGUCUAAACCUGAGACUUGUUCGUGUAGUUGAUCAAGUUAAAAGCAUGGUCUCACGGCCUUCCGCCUUGUUCCUCAGUGCGUAUUCCAUUCAGUUUAUUCUUAAUGAGCUCAGAAUGUAGAAUACUUUGUAGCUGGAUCCCGGGGGCCGUCAUCUAAAAAGGAUAUUAAAAAUUAGAGGAAAAUUUUUGGCGAUCAAAUUUUUUUCUGAGGUUUUUUAGCUGGCGAACUUGUUGAUAUAGGAGAUUAGUAUUUGAAAACACGAAAGUUUUUGAAACAGUAAAGUUCUGAAAUUUUCGUUCUCUAAAAAAAUUCAAGUUCUUUUUUGACACUACAGUAUGUAAAUUGGACCUGAGCGCCAGAAAAAGUCAUGAUUUUUGAUCGUCUUUUUUAUUAGAACAUUGAAAUUUUCAAUACGAAAAGCCCAGAAGCCUCGUAAUAUUUCGGUUCACCACGAUUCAAAAAAAAUUUCUACAGAUCAUUGGUGAAAUUAUUCAUUUUAGGCCUUCCGCGGAGCAUUUUCCGACGCCAGAUCAGUCAUUCUAGCCUCGGGAACCCUUUGCCCAAUGGAUACCCUUAAAACUGAACUCGGUGUCGAGUUCAAAGCUCAAAUGGAAGGCGACCAAGUGAUUCCGUCGGAGCGCAUUUUCGCCGCUGUCCUGCCUACGGUUUCAGGAAAAAAAUCACAAAAGAAGGAGAAUAGGAUAUUUAGGGUCCAAAUGGGUCGAGACUACAAGCCACUUACAGAAAUACUUCGGAUAUUGAGAGUCCGUUUUACGCGGAAGUUGGCACGCUUAUUAGGUAAGUUUUAAGAGAAAAAGAGCCGUUUUUCCAGAUUUUAGAAACUUCAAAAGCGAUUAGAGAACUAAUUCAAAUUUGAGGUUAAAAUUUCGAAAGAAAAAUAAAAAAUUUAGAGACGAAAAAAAGUUUUUUCUGUUGAUUUUUGCUGCAUUUUUUUGAAAAAAAAUCUCGUUUGAGCUCAUUUUUUAUUCUCCUUUUUGCGUCUUUUUGGACUUGAAUUCAUUAAAAAACGAAUUAUGCGAAUGAAUAAUUUUGCAUCAAAAAUUAUUAUUUUCAAUUUUUAGAGUUAUAAGAAAGUUUCUAUAUAUUUCUAUCAUCUGUUUUAUCGAGACCAAAAAAAUUUGUCACUUGAUUUCUUUGAUUUUUUUGAUUUGAUGAAUCUUUUUUUCAAAAAAAUAUGUUGGAAAACUUUCAAAUCGAAUAUGUGAUUUUUCCACGCCAGAGUUGACCCUAAAGAGGCAAUCUCAGGGAUCCUUGAAGUUUUCCCUUUAGGGACCACUCUACCCAUUCCCUAUAGGGACUACUCAAGCAUUAGGGGCCUAAGGGUCAGAUUCUAAAUCCCUAUAGGAACCCCUUAAAUUUUACCCCUAUAGGGAGCCUAUAUGAGCUUUUUCAACCCCUCUAAGGACCCCUCUGUAGUUCCUGAGCAUUUUUUAGAAAUAAAUGAGUCAUUAUCGAAAAUCAAGCUUUCAGAGACGUGUGUCUGAAAGUGCCGGCCGGCGUCCUUUGCUUUGUCCCGAGUUACAGACUUCUCGAUCAGUUGAAACAGCACAUGGAACGGAAAGUUUGGCUGAGACAGAUCGAGCUGAAAAAGGUCCUGAUUGGGGAAAUUGACUUGAAAAAAGAUGAACACUUUAGUGAUACUGUAAUUUAUUGCGAAAAAUGAGCUCUCGGACCCUUGUUUCGAGAUUAAAAUCAAGGAAAAUUUAAUUGAAAGCUAAAAAUUGAAUUAUCCAUUAUUCCUCCAUCUUUGAAGCGUUUGUAGAAGUUUAUCGCUUUUUUUGAAUAUCUAAAUUUAUUUCUAGGUCGUUCUUUUCGAGCCGAGAAGGUCUUCAGAACUAGGAAUGGUCAUGGAUAAAUUCGAAGAAGCCAUCCAGAAUCCAAGGAAAUUUGGCUCCAUGAUUGAUGGCGCCUUAAUGUUUGCUGUGUUCAGGGGGAAGGUUUAAAAAUAAAAAAGGUCAAAAUCAAAGAAAAAUGCCUCAGAUCUCCGAAGGUAUCGAUUUUGCGGACGAUCGAGCCCGGGUCGUCAUUUCAGUGGGAAUUCCGUUCCCGAAUUCCGUUGAUGAAUUGGUGAUUUGUGAUUUUUGGAUACGAUUUAGAACGGAACUAUUGACUGAAAUUGGAAAAAAGUUAUUAUAAUGAUGUUGAAACGUGUUUUAAAUAGGUUGAGGAAAGGACACGUUUUUAAAAUUUUUUUAAAAAUUAUUUGAUUUUCGUCCAAUUUCUGCCUUAUAUGGGCCGUUGACAGUUUCCGCGUGUCUGCGUCUCUUUGUUCUCUCACCGGCGAGGGCAGAGAAACAUGAAAAUAGCACGUAAACCUGAGAGAGACGUCGAGAGAUAAGGAGGGCGCAGAGAAGUCCCGCCCUUUCAAAUCGCGAAAAAAAGACUAUUUUUCUCGUUUUUUAUUUUUCCUGUAGAAGAAAGACUUAUAAACAUGUUCAGUUGAUCUUUUUUCAUGAAUUUUUUUUCGUUCGAAAAAAAAAAUGAUUUCUUAGGUAUCCACGAAGCGAAAGUACAACGAUGAGAACAGUAAAAUCCUGGGAAUUUUGAACGGAGAAGAAUGGUACGUCACACAGGCCUACCGAGCUCUCAAUCAGGCUCUCGGAAGGUGAGAAAAUAUAUUAUCAAACUUGUGAUAUUGGUUAGAAGUUUUUUAUGAUUAAAAUGAUCAUUUUCCAUGAUUUUGUGUCAAAUAAGGGAGUAAAAAAAGAUUGUUUUCCGUUUUUUUGGCUCGGUUUUUGAUUUUUGAUAAGGAUUUCCUUAUUACGGACCAGGUAGACACAGUUUUCGAAGACUGCGUUAAGAUUGAAGUCAAAAAAAAAAAUCGAGAGUAUAAAAUUGGACUCGAAAUUACCCUUAAUUCAAAGAAAAGUCCAAGAAAGUCGAGAUUUAGACCCGAAAAACGACGUUUUUCGUCUCGAAAUUACCUCGAGGAAAAAAAAAUCUGUGAAUUUGAAAAAUUUAAUCAGGACGAGCUUGACGGUUUUUAACAGAAAGUAGUUGGUUAAGACGAGAUUGUUGAUUUUGUGACGGGUCAAGUUUGAGAUAAGAUCUCAGCACGAAUCGUUUCCGAGUAUAGCCCAUUUUGUCCCGAUUUUUUUUUUCCGAGCUACUGCACCCUUUUGAGAAGUUUACUUUCGAUCAGGCUUGUGCGUCAGGCGGCCCCGCCCGGGCUUUGAGCCUACAAUUUAAAAAAAAAAGCCUGCGUGGGCCGAAAAGAUUUCACGGAAAAAUUAUUUUUACUUGUUAAAUCAUAGUUUCUAAUAACUCUAUGAGAAAAAAUAAGCAAAAAAUACCACUUUUCUCGUUAAAAAAGCGGAAAAUUCGACUUGAAGAAAACUUGAGUUUUUUGGGCCGGGCCGGCCAUUUUUGCUUAAGGCCUCCCUCGGGCCGGGCCGGGCUUGGGAAGUUGCCGGGGGCCGAGAGGUUGACGGGCCGGCCCUCGCACAAGCCUGCCUUCGAUGCGUGCUGCCUAUCUCUAUGCGCGAACCUUUUAUCUAGUCUUAAAGUUUCCGUCAUAUUAAAGGCGCUUGUCCUGAGAAAGGCCGCCCGCUUCGAAGAGAAGGGUUCUCUAGCUCGGAAAAGAAAUAAACAUCGUGGCAAGUUUAAGCUUAAAUUUCGUGUCUUAGGCAUCCCUCAUACAGACUUAAGCGAAGAAUAUUUCGAUCUACCCUUUUCCCCAUCUUCCAUGUCCCGAUUUCAGAUGUCUACGGCAUAAAAAUGACUGGGGAGCGUUGAUUUUGUUGGAUGAACGACUGGAAAGACAGGCCAGCCGGAAUCAGCUUCAAGGUAUUUGAAAUUCUAUUGGUAUAAAACUUUAUGGGAGGUCAAAAAUAUUCAAAUGUUUAUUUUGAGCUCGAAUUCCCAUUAAUUUUUCUAACUUUUGGUCAUUUUUGUCCAUUUUCGCGUUGAUUAUCUUGAUUUCUGACCUUUUUUCAUUUUUUAAAUAGUUAAAAUAGAGCUUAAACUUAGUUAAUUUUCUUGGGAAGACCUUUUCGAGGUGGAAAAAAAAAGAAAAAAAAUGGACUAUUGGAAAAAAAAAACCCGCCCUUUUUUUUCUCAAAAGACUCCCUCUUUCUUGAUCUUUUCUAUACAGUUUCACUUCUUUUUUUUGUCCCCUUCAGCUAAAAUAAGUCCAUCUCCAUUAUUUUCCAUUCAAGGAGCCGCUUCUGCAAGAGUUUCCAAGUGGAUCCGAGCCCAACUGCGCGUCUACCCUCGUUUCGACCAAUUCAACGACGAUUUCCUCGAUUUUUUCAACCGAAUGAUGUCGGAAAAAGAGGAAAAAUAA
Molecule: messenger RNA, 12246 nt
Organism: Caenorhabditis auriculariae
Lineage: Eukaryota; Metazoa; Nematoda; Chromadorea; Rhabditida; Rhabditidae
Source: the annotation of a GenBank genome assembly